Zerene cesonia (dogface butterfly) is the source of this 559-nucleotide messenger RNA. RefSeq names its product NTF2-related export protein-like. Bases 103 to 519 code for a protein of 138 amino acids. Gene Ontology annotation, biological process: protein import into nucleus. NCBI's taxonomy places the organism in Eukaryota, Metazoa, Arthropoda, Insecta, Lepidoptera, Pieridae. The transcript has a single exon. Gene Ontology annotation, cellular component: nuclear pore central transport channel. The record is from RefSeq and is a predicted model, not a curated record.
AAUUGUCACUGUCAAAUGUCAAAAAUAAAUAUUGUAAACUGUUUGCAAAAUCAAAUAAAAGAUCUCAAACUGCCUACUGAAACUAGUAGCAAAUAAAAAAUAAUGGCCACGGAAGUUGCCGUUAAAAAAGUUGACAAUGCUUGUGAAACUGCAGAAGAAUUUACAAAAUUAUUUUAUAAACAACUUGAUAAUAGUAGACACCUAACCUCCAAGUUGUACCUUGAUACAGGUUUGUUAGUAUGGAACGGAAAUGGAAUCAAUGGAAACACUAAGAUCCAGAAAUUUUUAUUAGAGUUACCGCCGAGUAAUCAUUACGUAAAGACUCUAGAUGCUCAACCUGUGUCCGAAAACUUUAUGCCUAAUAAUUUGACAUACCUUAUUCAAGCCUGUGGUGAUGUCACAUAUCAGAAUGAAGAAGAAAGGAAACCAUUUCAACAAACUUUCUUAAUUGUUGCCGUGGAUGGAAAGUGGAAAAUUGCAUCAGACUGCUACAGAUUACAAGUACCCUAUAGUAAUUAAAAUUAAAGAUGUUUGAACGAAAUAAAGUAAUACAAAUACC